Messenger RNA from Iphiclides podalirius (scarce swallowtail), 393 nucleotides. The record is from the annotation of a GenBank genome assembly. Lineage: Eukaryota; Metazoa; Arthropoda; Insecta; Lepidoptera; Papilionidae.
AUGCCCGGGUCGACUGGCAUCCCCAUUUCCCACUGUUCAGAUACUAUCGCACCCCUGCGCCGCUGGCAAUUACUUUUAUCAAACAGGGCAGCAUUAAGCGGUCCCCAUACAAGGGACUUUUUGGAAUACGGGUACAAUUUGCUAUUUACUGUCCCUUCCUCGGCGGUGACGGACCCGCGCGAUGGCCGCCGCGUGGCGCUCAAGAAGCUGCCCAACGUGUUCCAGUCGCUCGUCUCCUCCAAACGCGUCUUCCGCGAGCUCAAGAUGCUUUGCUUCUUCAAACACGAGAACGUACUAUCGGCAUUGGACAUCCUGCAGCCACCUAGCCUCGACUUCUUCCAGGAAAUGUAUCCUUUACUUUGCACGUUGACGUGUUACUUAUAUACUUUAGGA